CAGAAGAGUGAAACUCCUCAUCAGGACCAGACGGAGGAAUAAAAUCUGCUUUAUGGACUGUUUUUCAUUCCAGGAGUUUAUUAUAUUAGUUUUAUUAUUAAUGUGUGUGAGAGAGUCCGCUAUCAGGGACCCGGUUCAGUCUCGGUAAACAUGAGUCCGGUGUGGCUGCUCCUGCUGCUGGGGUUGGGGGCCGCGGAGCUCCGGACCCUCCACACAGCGCGCUCCGGCCGGGAGGAGCCCGGGGACGGAGCUCCGGCACCGGGGGCGCAGCAGCCUCUCUCCCCGGGGGACAGCAGGACCCCUCCAGACCAGGUUCACAGCUCCAGACUCCCGGAGCUGGAUCGAGUCCCCCGUGGAGCCAAGGAUGGGGGCUCCAGGAGAAGGGACCCGGGGCCCCCGGGCAGCUCCGGGGCUCCGCGGCGCACCGAGGACCCGUUCUUCACCACCACGCCGCGGCUCUCCUCCACCUCCUCCCGGCGGGGGAACGGCUCCUCCUCCUCCUCCGGUGGUGGUCUGGGGCUCCUGAACCCGCUGGCCCCGGGGUCGGACGGGGGGUCCCUGUGGGCCUACCUGGUGCUGCUGCUGGCCCUGGUCCUGUUCUCGGCGGGGCUGGUGGGGAACCUGGCCCUCAUGUGCAUCGUGUGGCACUCCUUCCACCUGAAGAGCUCCUGGAACUGCGUCCUGGCGGGUCUGGCCUUCUGGGACUUCCUGGUCCUCUUCUUCUGUCUACCUGUGGUGGUCUUCCACGAGCUCACCUUGAAGAGGUUGCUAGGAGACCUGAGCUGUCGGCUCGUGCCCUACCUGGAGGUGACCUCUCUGGGCGUGGCCACGUUCAGCCUCUGUGCUCUGAGUAUUGAUCGUUUCCAUGCGGCGACGGGCCCCGGGGCCCUCCAGACGCCCAGGGUGGAGCCCUGCCAGUCCAUCCUGUCCAAGCUGUCCGUCAUCUGGGUGGGCUCCAUGGUGCUGGCGGCCCCCGAGCUGCUGCUGUGGCAGCUGGUGCAGGAGACGGUGAGCCUGCCGCUGGUCCCCGGGGCCCCGCAGCAGCCGGGCGGCUCCCUGAUGGCGGCCCUCAGGGCCCGGACGGACACCUUUAAGGUGGAUUUCUGUGUCCGUGAGCCGUCGGCGGCGCUCCCGGAGAGCAUCUACUCCCUGGUGCUGACCUACCACCAGGCCCGCAUGUGGUGGGUGCUGGGCUGCUACCUCUGCAUGCCGCUGCUCUUCACUCUCGCCUGCGACGUGGUGACCAGGCAGGUGUUGGCGCAGCGUCUGCCGCCAAAACCCGUCGGAGACAAACUGACCAGCAGGUGCUCCUCCACCUCUUCGUCCUCCACCUCAUCGAAGAAGAAGAAGCAGCAGCAGUCGAGGGAGCAGCGGCUGCGCUCCACCGUCGUGGCGCUCACCGUCCUCUACGUCGUCUGCAACCUGCCGGAGAGCGUCUGCAGCAUCACGCUGGCGUACGUCUCCGACCGAGUGUCCGCCUCGCUGCCGGCGCUGGUUCUCCCGGCGCUGAGCCUGAUUGGACAGUUCCUGCUGUUCGUGCGGUGCGCGGCCACCCCGGUGCUGCUGCUGGUGCUGUGCCGCUCGCUGGGCCAGGCCUUCAUGGACUGCUGCUGCUGCUGCUGCGAGGAGUGCCUCCCCGACGGGAACGCCUCCUCUUCGUCCUCCUCGGCCUCCACCGCCGCCACCUCCAACCCCUCCUCGCCCUCCUCGCCCUCCCCCACCUCCCUGUCUCCGUCCGGCAAAGACGAGACGAUGAAGAGCCUGUUGGGGACGGAACCAGCGGUCCUCUACGACACGGCCAAAGACUCUACGGCCGCCAUCGGGACGCCCUGCUGAGGUCAUCGGACCGCUUUUAAAGGAUCGUUUAUUACAACUGGGCUCUUAUUACAUGGUUCUGUCCAUCAUUUCUAUCAGUUAUAAUUAAACCGAUACAGCAUAGUAUGGAGAAAAUUUGCGUGCCGAUAUAAUAUCGAUUCUAGCGCUGCAACUAACGAUUAUUUUCAUUAUGGAUUAAUCUGUUGAUUAUUUAAACAAUGAAUCGAUUAGUUGUUUGGUGAAUAAAAUGUAUAAAAAUCUCAAUAAGUGUUCCCAAACCACAAGAUGACGUCCUCAAAUCUCUUGUUUUGUCCACAAACCAAAGAGAUAUUCAGUUUAUUGUCAUAAAGGAACAAAGAAACCAGAAAUAUUCACAUUGAAGAAGCUGAAAUCAGAGAAUUUGGAAUUAUUGUCCUUAAAAAACUGCUCAAACCAAUUAUUGGAUUAUCAAAAUAGUUGACGAUUAAUUUAAUAAUCGAUCAUUGUUCCAUUAAUCUAAUAAUCGUUGCAGCCCUAAUCGAUUCAUGGCCACCAAGUAUCGAUGUUUAGCAUUCCAAAGGCCGGUGGACAGUCAGUAUUUUCACCAUUGUUUUUCAUCUUCGUAGGCGGUAGCGGACUCACCUUUAUGAAUAUCCUGGAGAUCCUGAUAUCAUAUGAAACUAGAGGAUCUAAUGAAUCUAUAGACACCGUGUGUGUCAGGAUAUCGUGUCGGGAAGUUGUGGAAAUAACGCUGCAAAGUUUGGCAUCACUGCUGAUCAUACACAAACCGGCAUGGCUAAUUAUGCACAGUGUCUCCGCUGAUCAUAAACAAACGGCCAUGCUAACUGUACACAAAAUGUCCACUGCUGACACACAGAGCACAGAGUCCAACAUGCUUAUUUCUAGAUUUAAUAAUCUUAAUUUAAUAAAUCUUGUCAAGGUUAAUUAUCUGUCCAUGCAGCAAGAUCAUUUCCCUCAGAUUUACUGUUAGAUCUGGUUUUAGACCUUUAGAUUUACUGUUUGAUCUGGUUUUAGACCUUUAGAUUUACUGUUUGAUCUGGUUUUUAGACACCUUUUUUACAGUUUACUCUUUUGGUCCAGCAGUGUCGUCAAACCACUUUAACAGGCAAUAAAACUGCUUUUAUUGAAGGUAAAACUGUAGUUAUGGUCAGAGUUGAGACAGGAAGUGAGUCUGUGAGAGAUGUUCACAUUGUUUUGGAGUUUAUUUUACCAGAUUUACAGAUUUAUUUCCAACCUGUCUAAAUGUCUCUAUCAGACUUCGUUUUAGGGAAAUGAGCAUUUCUCAGAUCUCAGCUGUUCACUUGGUGAGUACAGAGUUAUUGUUUCUGAUAGAAAUGAUGACAAAAACUACCAAAAUAAAACCAGAGUUGUAAUAAAUUGUUAUAAUCCUUCAAUCUGUAUGAACUGUUGGACUAUAGUUGAUUAUUUACUUGUACAAUAUAGAUUAUGUUGGUUUUUUUAAGGAGUUUAGUGUCUGUGAUGAUUUAAUCCUGUUAUUGUAGAACUCAUCCUUGUUUUGCAGUUUUUUUAUACAUAUAGUUUAUAGUUAUUAAUACAUUUCUAAGUAAUGUUUAUUCUAAGUACUGUAUGAUAUAGAAACACUGGAUCAUUUGAGUUUUGGGGGAUUUUAAUUGAAAAUGGACAUUCUGAGACUUUUUGUCAGCAGACUGCUGUAAAGUUUAUGAACUUUUUGAACUUUUUUAAACAUGAUUUUGAUGCGGUGAGAUCAUUUUAGACAUCAAUCAAAAAAAAACAAUUCAGUGUUUCACUUGUUUUAUAACUUUUGGUUUAGUAAAGUGGAUAUUUUCUUCUCUAUGUCCUGUGAGUGAUUGUAUUAAAUGUCUGCUCUAUGAUUUAUUGAUGAUGCUCUAUCUGUGUUUACAGCCUUUUAGUCCACUAAUAACUGGACCUCAACUUCAAGUGCUCUUUUGUAUUCUUAUUUUAAAUAUGAUUUUUAUGAAUUUUGUCAGAAAUAGUGAGUUUUUUUAGCAGCUGAACUAUCUUAAAAGAGAAGAAUUGAUCCAAAAUAAGUGGAAACCCCUCAUGCACCACUGAGCUGCUGCAGGGGAAAGAACAAAUCAGACUUCCAGCAGCGAGCUAAAUAAAUAGUUUACUGCUCUUUGUUUUUACUGUCAUUUGUAAUAAAAUCGUGUCUGUUUGUA
Messenger RNA from Centropristis striata (black sea bass), 3977 nucleotides. RefSeq names its product G protein-coupled receptor 37 like 1a (gene gpr37l1a). The record is from RefSeq and is a predicted model, not a curated record. Gene Ontology annotation, biological process: adenylate cyclase-inhibiting G protein-coupled receptor signaling pathway; positive regulation of MAPK cascade. The transcript is spliced from 2 exons. Bases 151 to 1836 code for a protein of 561 amino acids. NCBI's taxonomy places the organism in Eukaryota, Metazoa, Chordata, Actinopteri, Perciformes, Serranidae. Gene Ontology annotation, cellular component: plasma membrane; signaling receptor complex. Gene Ontology annotation, molecular function: G protein-coupled peptide receptor activity.